UUGUCUAUUGAAUUGAACUAUUGAUGUAAAAAUGAAUGAAUAAGAAUUGACUACAGUUGGAAAGAGAAGAGAAAAUACCUUUAAUAAUUUUGUGUAAGCAAUUUUAUUCAAGUAUUUGUGGUAAAUUUUACGAAAUUAUAGAAUCACAAUAAAAACAGGUCAAAAUGUUAAGAUUUCGUCCCAAAUUAGGGAGUGAGCGUAACAGCGAAUGGCGCUGUUGCUUCUGUCUACAUGUGCGCACAGGCACCAUUCUCUUGGGGACAUGGCACCUCAUGCUGCACCUCAUAGCGUUAGGAGUCCUAGCUGCUAUAGUACGCGAUCCCCGACUGCUUGACGAACUGGAGCGAGACUCUGCACCUGUCCCGAACUGGAGCGAUGUAGCGCGAGGCAAUGAAGCCAUUCCCACGCCUCUUUCCAACGUGGAGCCUCCACCAAGCUCGUUCCCGCAACAUGUUGAACCACCCAGAGAUCACAGCCUUAUAUAUCAUGAUGUGGAUGUGGGUGCACUGGUUACAGUGUGUACCCUGGCCAUCACAUUCAUGCUGAUCUACGGAGCCGCGCUCGGCAAGCCGGCCCAUCUACUUCCUUUCUUCUGUCUUCAGAUCUUCGACUUUGCUAUCACUGUCCUGACCGCUACGGGCUACCUAUGCUACUUGCGCUCCAUCCACCGACUGGUGGCAGAGACCCGGCGCGUGCCUUGGCGUGCUCAGUUGCUGCAGCUGCCGGCGCCCUGUCUCGCACUCGUCGUACUCUCUGCAUUCCUACUUGCCGUGCUGCUCAAGGGCUACUGUAUCAGCGUAGUAUGGCGCUGCUACAAGUACCUGACGAUGCGCGCGCACGCACUACAGACUCCGUUCGUGAUCUCGAGCGAUGACGUAGUGAGCACGGGCCAGAUGCCGGCGUACGCGGCCGCGCCCGUGCCCGACUACUCCAGCCUGCUGCCGGACUACGAGGAGGCCGUCAAACAGACUCCGCCGCCCUCGUACCGCGCCGCCACGCUCAUGGCCGCCGCUGACCCCUCGCUUACAACCGUUCAGGAGAGGGCACAGAGUGAGCAAGCAGUGCCGCAGGCGACUCACACCAUGGUGGUGCUGCCACAGAACGGCACGCAGGCGCGCGUCUGAAUCUCAUUCUAUAUCUGACAGCACCGAGGAUUCUCACACAUAAGGGCUAUUUAAUGACGACAUAAACUUCUUCGUAGCGCUACUGCUAUAUAAAUGCUAUGUUCAAAUCUUUCCCAAUACAAGCUGGAUGUAUGGAAUUAUUUUGUAAAGCGAUAUCACGGCAUCAUAGAAAACGACGUGAAAUAACGCUUGCGUUGUGUGAGUGAGAUAACCGGAGACCCAAUUAUCCCCCUUCUCAAUCUUCCCAAUCCCCGAUUCCUCCAACAACUGUAAUUCCUAACCCCCAAAAGGCCGCCAACACCUUUGGUGUUUCGGGUGUCCAUGGGCGGUGAUGCUGACAAUCAGGUGAACCGUCUGCCCGUUUACCGGCUUAUUCCACAAAAAAGCGAUGUCUACUUAUACUGGAAAAGAAUCCAAUUCUAUUAUACCGAUAUCUGACAUAGUAAUUAUUUGGUGCUCUACAGUAGCGCUCAAAUCUUGCAACUGCACGAUUUGCACUAAAAUUACUGCACAGCAAGUAGAAUCAUCUAAAGAUCUGUUGAUAUUUACAAGCCAGGCCCUUAUGAUUGUUAUUAUUAAUAAAUUUUGGUUAUAAUCCUCGUUGCUUUCAUUUAAAAAACUUAAUAUCUAAAGUUAUUUUUUAAAAUCUUUGUCUUUCACUUUCAUCUAGUUGUAUAUUUAUUUUUAGAGAAGUCACUGAGAUCGUUUUCGUAUUAUUUAUUUUUAUUUUGUAAUAUUAAUACUGUUGUAAUUCUUGUGCUUGACUCUGUGGGAUAGGGCCACAGGUAAAAUAUCUCGUUUUGUCAUACCAGGAGUAUUGUGCCAUUGCGUUGAUUGUAAUAAAUUUUAUUUUUGUACUUCAUGAAAUCAUUAGGAUUAUAUUCCUUCCGAAUCAUUGGAUACACCGUUAAGUACACCCGAGGCACUCGACAAGGUAUCUCGUUCGUUAGAAUUUCUGUACUUAGUUUAAUUUACUAUGUUGGAUAUAUUUUAUGAUAAUUUUGUUAUAAAGAUGUCUUCGACAGUAUUUUGUUUGAAAUGUAUACAAAUAUAAAUUGAUUUAUACAUUCCUGAAUUUUGCAUUGUCAAACUUAGUGUGGCGUCAAUUUGUGACAUUACGCCGUCCAUUAUUAUUUGACUGGUAGUGGCCUCGAGUCCUGACGUUGCAGUAGUGUGCAUCAGUAUAGCUGUUGUAUUGAACUGUAGUUAACCACUUGAUGUAAUGUCACAGUUAAAACUCAUUUGUAUUUGUAGGUAGAAAAAUAAAAUCAAGUCUCUAUGAAUAUAAACUCACUCUUUUAAUACAGUUUUAUUAACGUGAUUAUUUCGAUGGGCUUAUGAGUUUACACUCUUAAAAUUAUCAUAGCUGUUUGAAAUAAUGAUUUGAAUAAAUCUGUGUAAUAUAAACUUGAGAAUUAUUUGAUUACAUGGUGUAUGACUACUCAGGGUUGAUAGUAAUCUGAGCUUGCAGUAGCGUUCCUCGUGAGAUCUAUAAUUAUAUCUUAUAAAUAUAAUAGGAAAGUACAUUCAUAUGUAAUAGUUAUUCACGUUUGUUUCACCGACACUGACCGGAUUUGUUUGUGCUACCAUGGAACUUGGGCAGAGACGCGUGCCACUCAUAGGUGCCUUAUCAUAUCGCUAACGAUUAUUUGUAGUACCUAAUCUUGUGAAACAUCAUUCUAAACAUAGGUACGUACUGUGUAAUUAUAUGUAACUGUAGUACCUUACCUUAGAUAGGGUGUGACGUAGACCUUGCUGUUCUCAACGCUUUAUGUGGUAAUUUGGUAAGACACCGUAAGUAGUUUCGUAUUGGCCUAAAGUAUGGAAAUGCGUCAGCGUUCACUUCUACUACGCUUUUAUGUAUGUACCUAAUUGUAAUGAUAGGCCUCGCCCAAUCAUAAUAGUUUACUAAUAACGUUAAAAGCCAAAUCUCGUUAAUGUUAGUUGUCAGAUUCGUGUCAUUUCCAAUUUCAUGUGUAUUAGUGGUUAGUGGGAAUUGGGCGGACAUUAGAUUAUCUCAUUGAUCGAAAUUAUUUGCUCAGUUUUAACAACUAACACUAUCUUAUGUUGUUUAUGAAAUUCUUAGUUAUUUCGUCUAUUUUAGUACCUACAUUGUAAAUGCACUAAUGAUAAAUUGACGUGUAUAACUAAUUACUUAUUAAAUUAUACUUAAUGUAAAAUAUUCUUGAAAUAAAUCAUAAAUAAAAACUA
This is a messenger RNA of Spodoptera frugiperda (fall armyworm), 3335 nucleotides long. RefSeq names its product lysosomal-associated transmembrane protein 4A. Bases 165 to 1124 code for a protein of 319 amino acids. The record is from RefSeq and is a predicted model, not a curated record. The transcript has 7 exons. NCBI's taxonomy places the organism in Eukaryota, Metazoa, Arthropoda, Insecta, Lepidoptera, Noctuidae. Gene Ontology annotation, cellular component: lysosomal membrane.